ACUGGACGGGGCCGCCCUUCUCACGGACGGCUUUCUUCUCCGGCCUGUAGCGCCGCAGUGCCGGGUUGUCGGGGCGGUAUAUCACUCUGUAUAGGGCGCUCAGAGCUCGGGCACUCCGUGUGCCGUCCUGAAGAGCGGUGCGCGAGGCCCAGACAGGCAGGCGGUGGAGGUGGUGAGGAGGCCGGGGUCUGCCGGGCGGGUUACAGGGAGGAUGGAUGGAUGGGUGGUCGGGAGAUAGAGGCGGCAGCUGGGGCCGGGGAUGUGGCGGCGGCAGCGGGCGUGCGGCAGGAGGAGGAAGGCGGGAAGUGCGGCUGCGCUGGAGCCUGCAGCCUCACACCCCCGGGACAGUGCAGCCCCCAGAAUGUGCUCCUCGUGAUGGGGGCAGGGAGGGAUGGAACAGUCUGUGCCCCCCAAGUAGUGCUGAACCCCCCAAAUACUGCAACGUGCGCCCCUCCAGAAGGAGCGCUGCGCCCCCUGGUGGUGGUGGAGGCGUCUGCAGCUUUCAGGACACAGAGAAAGGAUUACAGCUCCUCAAAUGUGGGGAGGUCACCCCAAAAUAUCACCUCCGCCCCCUGUGUAACCGUCCAGAAUCUGCAUCUUCUCAAUGGAAUAAAAACAUCUACAGCGAGAAUCAACAUGUAGAUUUCAGGUGUAACUACUGACUGUGAAGAAUAGUCGCCUCCAGUUUGGCGCAGUGUUCCUUUUAUUGCUACCGGUUUCCUUUCAUCUGCUGACUAUCUGGAAGCAGUCUGAGCUCCAGAGAGAAUGGAUGACAGUCCCACCCAUGUAGAAACCAUUGACGUCUACAUUGAGCCUGACCCGGAAGAGGAGGAGCUGCAGCUGAAAAGGCUGGUGAAAAGGCCUCGCAGAGAUGAAGACUUUGUUCCUGCCGACGAGGAUUUGGAAGACGAAAGCCUUCAAGACGACGACGAAGAUAGUGACUACUCUCCUCCUACGCAUGGAAGAAACCUGAGAAGACGUAGACAGUACUACUGCUCGGAGUGCGAGAAGUGCUUCAAGCACAGCGCCUCUCUGGAUGCCCACCGCAAAAUUCACAAAAACAUCAGUAACAACGUGUGCGAUGUCUGCAACGCCACUUUCCUCUCAAAGUCCGACCUGAUGAUGCAUCGCAAGGGGCACCAACCCGUUAAUCGUAUUGACAUUCCCGGGACCCCAAUCGUGACCGCAAUCGUGGCCCCAAUCAUGACCCCUAUCAUAACCCCAAUCAUAACCCCAAUCAUAACCCCCACCGAAAGCUCCAACUCGAGUGGCAGCAACAGCCCCCUCCUCCUGACGGACGAGAAGCCUCAUCAGUGCAAUUACUGCGAGAAAAAGUUCCGAGACAAGUCUAUUUUGGAAGCCCAUCAAAGAAUCCACACUGGAAAACUGGCCUAUCCGUGUUCUCUGUGCGACGAGAGCUUCUCCAAGCCGGCUCUGCUUGCCGCUCACAGCAACAUCCAUCGAGAAGGCAAACCCUUCCACUGCGACCAGUGCGAUAAGAAAUUCAAUGACCAGUCCCUUCUUGUCGCCCACAAGAGAACCCACACCGGAGAGAAGCCUCAGAAGUGCAACCAUUGCAACAAAUGGUUCCCCAACCGUAGCAGCCUGGAAGCCCACGGAGAGUGCCACCUGAAACCCAAGCCCUACAAGUGCCGGCACUGCGAGAAGAGCUUCAACGACAAGUCCCUGCUCAUCACUCACGAGGGGGUGCACACAGACACUAAGCCCUUCAAGUGCACCCAGUGCAGCGAGAGCUUCUUCUUGAAAACCCAGUUGGUGGCCCACCAGGGCACGCACGCUCCUGACAAACCCUAUCCGUGCAACCAGUGCGAGAGGAGCUUCAACAAAGAGGAGACAUUGCUGGCGCACAUCCGGGUGCACAACAUGCAGAACACGGAGAGGCCAAAGCCCUUUAACUAAUUGCUUUUACAGUCGCAGUUUUUAAAUUUCAAGCCGAUUCCCCCCCGUAAUUCUUCAGAGCGAGCUUUACGUUGGUCUUCAUUGGCAGUAUCCAACUUAUUUUUCUUAUCUGCGUGUCCACCAUUGUCAUUCUGAUGAGAGAGAUGUCUUGUGCGAUGGACACUUUGUAUAUAGUUACCCAUGUAUAUCGUCACAGGAGAGGACGUCGGCAGGAGAAGCUUACACGAGACACUUCUUGGAGAUAGCUGCAUGCCAACUGGUGAUCAUACUGGACGUCCCCUGUUGUAGAUAGGACUCGGAUUAUUGGGGGGUGGGGGGGGGGGGGGGGGGGGAGUUAUGUCUCAGAUCGGGAUUCCAAGGAUCUGAAGAAAGCAGAUGUUUCUCAAGUGCUUAUGUGAUGGGUGAGCGUCUAGGUUUCUCUGCAACCUACUGAAUGGAAAUGCGUUGGGUGGAGGAGCAGCAUGAACUUGUGCUACUGACCAUCGAUGUUCUCCGAACCUUCCGAAUCUUCAUCCUUUUUGCUCGUCGGCAUCACUGAAAACCACCACCGUUGCCUCCAGUUUCAUUUCCUGCGGCUGAGUUUGACGCCUCGCACGGACGGUGCACCUCUACCGGAGUUUUACGCUAGUAGCCAUUAGUUUGGAUUUAGUUAUAUAAUAAACCAGGGGUGGGGGAGGGGUUUUUUUUUUUUUUUUUCCUUUCUUUUUUUUUUACGUUCAGGAAGGGUUAAUAAAAUGUCAUCUUCAGUGUUCAGCUUUUAUUGAAAUCUUCACUGUAUUCUGUAAGAAAUCAUUCUGCAAGUUAUUAAAGUUCGUUUCCAGUGAUCUGGGCGCAGCGCUCGCUGUCUGUCAGGCUGCAAUAAA
Bufo bufo (common toad) is the source of this 2783-nucleotide messenger RNA. RefSeq names its product zinc finger protein 271-like. The transcript has 3 exons. Bases 766 to 1920 code for a protein of 384 amino acids. Gene Ontology annotation, molecular function: DNA-binding transcription factor activity, RNA polymerase II-specific; RNA polymerase II cis-regulatory region sequence-specific DNA binding. Gene Ontology annotation, biological process: regulation of transcription by RNA polymerase II. The record is from RefSeq and is a predicted model, not a curated record. NCBI's taxonomy places the organism in Eukaryota, Metazoa, Chordata, Amphibia, Anura, Bufonidae.